This is a messenger RNA of Suillus subaureus, 2164 nucleotides long. RefSeq lists its product as uncharacterized. The transcript is spliced from 2 exons. Bases 211 to 1986 code for a protein of 591 amino acids. Lineage: Eukaryota; Fungi; Basidiomycota; Agaricomycetes; Boletales; Suillaceae. The record is from RefSeq and is a predicted model, not a curated record.
GGAUAGGACCCACGACAUACUGUGGCGGGAACACAUCCAGAACCUGUUGAAGCAAACUCUACUUCCAACGUCUCACCUCCUGCUCGCAAUUCGACCAAGAACACGCUAAAGCUUGUCCAUCUCGCGAUUGGGGGGCACGGCACAACAUACAAUAUAUUCAGGUAUUUGUAACGCAAGCUCCAAAUUCAUCCAGCCAACGAGAGGUCGUCCAUGAUGACGCUUUCUGCUUCCCUAGAUAUUAUCCCUAGAAUGGGGUCCGCCGUCAUUGAGCACUGUCGCGUGACUCGUGGCCACGUCGACAAAGAUAUAGCCGGAUUCAACAAGGACAUGGCUGCAUUAGCCGAGUCUUCACGCGGCCUUCGCUCUCGCGGGAUCACUUUCUCCUGUAUAUCUUGGCUUCCACCCGAGAUUCUCACUACUGUCUUCACAUACAUCGUAGAAGAGGACACUCUCAAGAGUCAUACGGACACAUCCCGCCCUUGUGCUGCUCCUAUUUCCAUGAUAAUCACGCACGUCUGCAGGCACUGGCGCCAAAUCGCCCUUGAGUCCCCUACUCUUUGGGCAUCCCUCAAUUGUGUCUCUGCUAAUUGGCUAGAUAUUAUGUUUGAGAGGUCGAAGAAAGCCGCUUUGGUCGUCAUCUACAGGUCACCGAGCUCGUUGCGAAAAUGUUUCCAGCAGAUUUUUUCACAGUUACCUCGAAUCAAAUUUCUCCAGUUGUGCUCAUAUCCAUGGGAGGUCAAUCGCAUUUUGGACUGCCUAUCAUCGCAGCCCGCGCCGUCGCUUCAAACAUUCAAAUUCUCGGUCGCGAGGAAAUUUUACACAAGAGUCAUCAGGCCCAUAUCGGAUGCUAUUUUUCAAGGACGAGCCCCCCUACUUCGGAGCGUUGAGCUUACAGAAUGCACCUUCAGCUGGACGUCCUGUAUUUUUAGCCGGCUUCGAACUCUAGAUGUGAGACGAAUAGGAUCUACCUCUUAUCCCACUCUGUCGCAACUCCUGUCAGCUCUGAGACGUAUGCCUGAGUUGGAGCAGCUUACGCUUGGACUGUCAUCCAGAAUUUCUGAGGACAUCGAGUUUUCCGACCAAGUUCCACUCACUCAGUUAAAAGGUAUAGCACUGGAUGCCUGCACCCUCCGAAAUGCCGUAUCUCUCUUCUCGUGUCUAGCCUUUCCCGUUAAUGUCAAGAUCGCUCUCAAUCUCGCACCAAUUGGAAGCUGCCUUUCUGACCUAUUUUCGGCCAUGUACAAGGAUCCUGAUGGCCCUGGUCCUAUCAUUCGGUCAAUGCGCGCGAGUCUUUCGUACCAUACAUUCGGUGUCCAAUUCGGCACAUCAAUGGCAUUCAAAUCUGAGUAUUUUUGGGACCCUCGUGACGAUGAUAUCCUACUCUCGAUUCAAUUCAAAUGCAGCUCAUCCACUAGAAAGCCACCCAUCAUAUUUGACAUGUGCCAGAUGGUCCCGCAUCGCCAAAUUCAAAGUUUGUUUGUGACAUCCUCCCUUUGCCUGCGAGACAAUUUCUGGCGCGUAGGGUCCACUGACCUUCCGGAGCUCGAAAGUAUCCAGCUGAGUGGGACCUGCGAUAUUAGAAGCCUGGUCGCUGUGCUACAGAGCGGAGGUACACAAAGUUCGGAUUUGGCGUAUCCCUCGCUUCAUGUUUUAGAGCUCGAGAAUAUCGACUUUGGAUGCGGUGAAGCUGAAGAACUUCAGGACAUCAUCAUAAUGCGAGCCGGUCAUGGUGUCGGUAUAGACGAACUCCGGCUAGUGAAAUGUAGGAAUUUGGUGGACGAUAGGGUGCAGCUCCUUAAGGAAGUGGUUACGGACGUUGAUUGGGACGGGCAUGAAGAGGGCUUGGUGGGCGGCGACGGCUCUGGCGGUGGCUGUCUUUGUCACAUUUGCAGGGAUGAAUCUUCUUCUGGGGAGGACUAUAUGCAGGCGUUAUUACAUUCCGAUUAUGAUUAUGAUCCUGAUUCUGAUACAUAUUCUGAAGAUUAGGUUCUGUUUGGCUGUAUAGAUCUGGGACAAGUUAUAAUCUUGGUCGCUACUUUGCUCAUUUAUCGGUGCGGGUGGGAGUCUGGUGAGAAUCUAGAGAACGUCUUGUAGCUAUUCUAUAGUAAUGCAAAAUAGUGACACAGUAGUCUUGGGGGGGUAUGACAACGGGUUAUAUUCCUGC